UCAUCAGGGCCAGGCAAGCUGAUGGGAUGUACACUUAAAAAACGCAGACGGGCUUAGGAAGCGCCCCUGUGCACUGCUUGAACUGGCUGAGAGUAGCGGCAGGUCGGUUCAGUGAGCAGAACCAGGCAAGCAGAACAUCCAGGAUGGCUGGAAAGAGACGAGGCCGAGGGAGCAGCGUCCAGCAACAACAGGCCCCACAGAACAAAAGACGAGGCCCUUGCAGAGCUCCGCGGGAGCCGGCUGCUUUUGCCAAGUCUACGGGUUGUGAACCAGAGAUCCCGCAUGAAAAGCUGAGCAUUGCCCAAGCGCAGAGGGGCACACCAGCUCAUCGUCCGGUGCGAGUCUAUGCUGAUGGAAUCUUUGAUCUUUUCCAUUCGGGGCAUGCUCGCGCACUGAUGCAGGCCAAAAAUGUGUUCCCCAACGCUUAUCUGAUAGUAGGAGUCUGCAGUGAUGAACUCACCCACAAGUUCAAGGGCUACACGGUGAUGACAGAAAAUGAACGCUACGAAGCCCUGAGGCAUUGUCGUUAUGUUGACGAGGUGGUGCGGGACGCUCCCUGGACCCUUACCACAGAGUUCCUCAAGAAACAUAAGAUUGACUUUGUGGCCCACGAUGAUAUCCCUUACACCUCGGCUGGAUCAGAGGAUGUUUACAAGCACAUCAAGGAAGCAGGGAUGUUUGUGGUCACUCAGAGGACAGAGGGCAUCUCCACAUCUGAUCUAAUCACUCGCAUCGUCCGAGACUACGACGUCUAUGUUCGACGCAACCUGCAAAGAGGCUACACAGCCCGAGAACUAAACGUUGGAUUCAUUAACGAGAAUAAGUACCGACUCCAGAACCAGGUGGACAAGAUGAAAGAGACGGUCCGUACUGUGGAGGAGAAGUCCAAACACUUUGUCUACAGAGUGGAAGAGAAGAGCCAGGACCUCAUCAGCAAGUGGGAGGAGAAGUCGCGAGAAUUCAUCAGCAACUUCCUGCAGCUCUUUGGACCAGAUGGAGCAUGGCAUGUGAUUCAGGAGCGGAGUGGCCGGAUGCUCCAGGCCCUGUCGCCCUACUCUUCACCCCGUGGCUCCCCCAGCAGCAGCCCCACCAGACAACGCUCUGAUUCUCCCGAUUCCUCAUCUGCCUCCGCCUCCCCUCCCUCUUCUCCAUCCUCCCCCUCUUCACCUAAAAAUGGGACACGCUCCUCUCUCAAGUCUACGUCCACUUACAGUGGACAUGUGAAAUGAGCUCAUACUUGGCUCAUGAUCUAAGGGGGCUAAUAAUACAGUUUAACUUAAAUAAACAAAAUAAAAAUGAAGAACUUUAAUUUAUUACAGGUUUAUUGACGUGCAAGUGCAAUAUCAUACAAUGUACAUAAUAUUUCUUCUCUGAAAAGAAAAGGAAAAGCACAUUAAAAUUUUGCUUGGAUGUGUUUUGUCUUCUGCUAUUUGUUACGUAUGUCUAAAUAGGUAAGACAAUCUCACCCUCAAUGGGGCUUCAUGGGACUCAGGGUGUUAAUUAGAUAUAUGCAUCAAUACAGAGAGGUGCUUUUCAGACUUACAGUGAUAAUCAACCCACAAUGUCCCUGCCAUUUCAUGGACAUUGUGUAAAAUAUUUCUGCAAUAUAAGAUCAUUUUAUGGAGCUCUAAAGAAGAUAGACUCAUUUGGUGCUUAUACAUAUUACAUAUUAAGUGAAAAUAUCUAAAGUGAAAAUCUGCAAAUUCAUGAAGCACCUAAAACAAUUCAUGUUUUGCUUGAAACCUGCCUCAAACCAUUAUACACAAUACAGUUGCUUAUAUUUUACUGUCAACUGACUAAUCAAUCCAGAAACCAAUAAUUUCUGCGCUAAUUGUUGUCUGGUAGUGAUAUGAUUUAUAACGAAGGAUUAUAUUUCACAAGCUCUUUGUAUGUUUUGUAUGUAAAAAAUGUGUAGAGAAGCUAAAGCUGCCAGAAAAAUGGUGUGGGGGGUUUUUGUACUGUCUUUUCUCUCUAUCAUGAAUUGUAGUUAAGGUGAAGUAGCCUGAGUAAAAAAAUAAUAAAUUUAUCUGGAGUACAA
Messenger RNA from Scophthalmus maximus (turbot), 2038 nucleotides. RefSeq names its product choline-phosphate cytidylyltransferase B. The coding region runs from base 144 to 1229 and encodes 361 amino acids. Gene Ontology annotation, biological process: CDP-choline pathway. NCBI's taxonomy places the organism in Eukaryota, Metazoa, Chordata, Actinopteri, Pleuronectiformes, Scophthalmidae. The transcript is spliced from 8 exons. The record is from RefSeq and is a predicted model, not a curated record. Gene Ontology annotation, molecular function: phosphatidylcholine binding; choline-phosphate cytidylyltransferase activity.